This is a messenger RNA of Microstroma glucosiphilum, 3717 nucleotides long. Its product is annotated as RabGAP/TBC. Lineage: Eukaryota; Fungi; Basidiomycota; Exobasidiomycetes; Microstromatales; Microstromataceae. The record is from RefSeq and is a predicted model, not a curated record. Bases 444 to 3491 code for a protein of 1015 amino acids. The transcript has 2 exons.
CAAAGGAGAUCUGAGCUUGCCAGCCUAAGGGGCUACGAAGAGUCAUUCAAGUAGCUCUCUCUUGGGCUACUCUGUCCUCACCUUCAUCAUCGUCGUCGUCGUCGUCGUUUCCAGAGUGUCGCAGUCGGUGGCCCACCCCGCAUCCUACCUCCACCCCUUCCAGCGUCAUAGUCUGGCAUCUGUCAGGCACCGGCGCCUCCCUGCCCGCCUGCCUUUGCUUCCCCGCACCUCCCAAGGCGGCUUCAUUUGACUACCCUGGUCCAGCUCAUUGCUUCUACUACCUUUGGCAUCACCUCUACACAUCGAGAGAAGGAAGAACACAGCAAGCAGCGCAGCUAUGAUCUGAUUCUCGCGCCAGCUCCGCUUCGAUCCGUUACCCUUUGUCCGAUUCCUAACGCCUCCGAUAGGCAAGGCGCUUUUCUCUACCUCUACUACUCCUGGCCAUGGUGGAGCAACAAGGAAGCGAGCAGGUGGAAGGUCUAUCCAAUGGCCUUCAGAGAGACCUUCACCUGUAUUCGUCCCCUCAAGAUCAGCAAGCUGCAGGCAGCAUACAGCGGCACUCGUCCGGUCCUCCGCUACAAGCAGCUCCACCACUGGAGCCACUAGUCGAUGAGCGCAACAGGCACGCACCGUCCCUUCGCCAACCCUCGGCCCAGUCAAUGUCCACAAAUUCUUAUGCUGACUCUAGCAAUAGCAACCUCCUCGCCCCUCCGGACCAACUUCGUCCCACCUCCUCGAUCAUCUCAAAUGGCACCGUCGCCUCGGAAUCCUGGACCAGCCCGGAAGAAUCCGAAGGCGAUUAUGUCCGCAAGACCUACAUGCACUUUGACAAGAUCGGAGUCAAGGGAGAUGGCAUCGUGGAAGGCAAAGAAUGGACAAGACAUCGUGCUGCUGAUGGACCAGCACCUUGGGACGCUGAAGCAGAGGGGAUGGGGGCAUCAGGCAGCCUGAGUAGGUCGAAUAGCGAGCGGGCAGGGCCAAGAUUGAAGACUCCUCCGUCCCGAGAGACCGCUACAAGCGAGAACUCUCAAAGUCGUACAGGAGCCUCCAGAAAUGAUAAUCUUGACCCUUCGUCGGCAGCUUCGAGUCCUACGAGCCCUCGGCGCAGCCUUCAGAGAACCAGGCGGGCAGUCUCCUCGAGCAGUAGCGCAGCUGCUGUCAAGUCUUCUCCACUAGCAGCUCCCCCGACUACGGCCAAUGACUAUCUCCAGCCCUCAUCUCAAAGUCUGCAAGGCAGAACCUCUUGCCCCUCUUCACCUCGAUCCAGAUGGCGCUCUUCGAGAAAGAGUGAAGGCUUUGCACACUUUCCACCUCUUGGCAAGUCACCAAGUAGAUCGAGCCAAGACGAGGCAUACAGACACCUCGAGGCGCCUCUGUCAACCAUGUCUGCAGCCUCUUCAUCCACAUCCCUCGCCUCCACCUCAGCCUAUGGCAAUGGGACCUCACGCUCCGUAUCCGGAUCAGGCCUCCUGCAUCCUAAUGGCGCAGCGGCCCGACCGGGUCGUAUCGCUUCUGCCUCUUCCACUCUCUCCCCCCUCGCCAGUCCACAUGGAGGUGCCAGCGGACGACGGAUGUCCGAAUCGGAAAUGUCCGAGAUCACGGAGCUGGACUCGGUUGAUUGGGGUUUGCAGCAGGAGGCGGAGCAGAGGAAGAGGUUUACAUUGGGCUCGAGACGAUUUGGUGGUGCUGGAAUUGGAGAUGAGACGGUCGAUGAGGAAGAUGAGGAGGAGGAGAACUGGAAGAGAUUGGAUAGGUACGGCUUCUUUUCCAGAGACUGGUCCGGACAGCAUGGUCGCAUAUGCAUUCUGCCGGCAGCGACAUUCAGCCUCGUUCCUAAUCCCGGAAAUACCCGGUCACAGUCCAGCAAGAUGGCCGCCGCCUCUCGAGCAGCUCGAUCUGUAGUCAGCGCUACCGAGGUCUCGCCUGCCCAGCCAGUGCAGAGCCUACGCUCCUCCAACCCUUCACGCGGCGUCACGCCCGUCGCCUCACCACACCUGGGCCAUACCAGCAACAGCAGUGCAGGUCGAUCAGCCGGCACUGGCACACCGGCCUCGUCCGCUUCUGCUGGCGCUGGUGCCGGAGAUGGCGAGACGGUAGAGCAACAUCCCAAGGCCGAUGCCAUCUCUGCCUUUCGAGCAAAGUCACAGCAGGCACAGCGCGAGAAAGAGCAGAGCAGGAUCGAUAAGUGGUCGCAGAUGCUUGUGCCUGGAGAGAAGAAAGGGGCCAAUACGGCAUUCUACACCAUUAGAGAUGAUCUCAAGGGUAGUAGCAAGCUGGAGAGGAGAGUCUUCAAGGGGAUUCCUGAUCGAUGGAGAUCGGGAGCUUGGUGGGCACUGGUAGAGAUGGGCACCGCUCAAGUCGGUGAAGGCAGCACUUCUAGCAAGACUGGGACCUCUCAAGACGCGAAUGCGAAGACGGAGAAGCUUGAAGCUCACGUCGCCUCGCCGCCGGCGCAAUCAGGUCUGUCAGAGAUCAAGCGCAAAUUAUCGACUCGCCGACCUCGAAAGAGCCGUCAGAGUAGUGGCGCAGGCGGUUCCAAUGGCAACGCCAGCAGUACCACAAGGACGAAGCCCUCUCGCUCAUCUGAACCUCUCGAAGUAGCAGCAGCCCGUCGAAGUCGUCAGGACCACAUCCGUCGCUUCUCCCGCCUGCUCAAUGUCCCCUCUCCCCACGACGUACAAAUCGAUCUGGACGUCCCGCGCACAAUUAGCAACCACGUUCACUUCCACACUCGUUAUGGCCUCGGUCAACGCUCUCUCUUUCGAGUCCUACACUGUUUCUCCCUUCUGUGUCCUCAGUGCGGAUACUGCCAAGGCAUGGGCUCGCUCGCAGCUACUCUGCUAAGCUACUAUCCCGAAGAGCAAGCCUACGCCCUCCUCGUCGCUCUACACGAUUCACCAAAAUAUGCCCUACACGACCUCUUCUCCCCUGGGUUCCCAGGACUUCUCGAAGGGUUUCACGUACAGGAAAAGCUCGCUGAGCUACUUCUACCAGGGUUGAACGGUGCAAUGCAGCGCGAGGGAGUAGUGGGAAGUGCAUAUGCCACAAGAUGGCAUAUCACCCUCUUCUCGUCCGUCGUACCAUUCGAGACACAAUUGAGGCUCUGGGACGUUUUUUUACUCGUGGGAAGAGACGCACCGGUACUCUUCUCACUCGCCGUACUACAUUCGCUCAGCUUGACAGUACUCCGCGACCCAAAAGACGCAGGUGCAGAGGCGGCGCAAGGUGCUUCUUCAUCUUCUCACCCGCACUCACGAUCUCACUCGGGCAAUAGCGGCUCCGGCUCUGGCAAUGUCAUCGUAUCUAGCGACCCCUCACCUGCACCUGAGCUGGACUUUGAGCACAUCAUGUCCACCCUCAAUCAAGUCUUUGUACCAGAAGACGAUGAGGCUCUCUUGCGGUGGGUGGAGCGAUUGGCAAAGGAUCGGAGGGUGCAGGAGGUGAUGGGUGCUGCGAGACGCGAGUGGCGCAGUGGGGCGGGUGUGGUUUGAUGAGGAUUGCAAGACAGAAAAGGAGAAGGAGAGGGAGUGAGAUAGGGAGCGGAGAGGAUGGGAUGAAAUGGAUGAGCUUCGGGCUCUUAGCUUGUAUGUCCCUCUUCAGAUCGAUUUGUAGCGGAGUAGACGCGCUAGUCUAACAUGUCGAGGAAAUUAGAAAUGUCUAUAUUUUUGGAAUCUGUCAACUUUCUAGGGGCUAGAGCAUUCAGUAUUGAAUCAAAAC